AUGUUCGUCAAAAGAUCUCACAGCAAUGCCGAGAGCUUCUCAAAGUAUCGAGCUGGCAAGUCCUCAAGCCGGUCGACCAAGAGAUCCUUCAGAGACCCUUCAGUCAGCACGUCGAGACGGUCAGAGGCUGCUCGCCAUGCAGACUCAUCGCCAGUUGCAGAAAGUCUCAAUUCUGCCAUUGUCACCAUCUGCGUCGGCCCUGACCAGCGCCUCUUCGCUGCCCAUGAAGAUGUGCUUUGUGUCUCGCCGUUCUUCUCUGCCUGCUGCCGUGGCCAGUUCCUUGAAUCACACACCAAACGCAUAAACUUGCCGGGUGAACAGCCAGAGAUACUCUCGUCCGUCCUCGAGUACCUCUACAAGGGCGACUACUACCCUCGUUUGAUGCAUAACAAGCGUCGAGACACCUGGCUGCUUGAGGAUACCGAUGCCACAAACCCAAGAUCAUCUCCAGAGUCGACCAUCAUCAACCAGGCAGAUGGUACUCUGAUCCUAAAAGAUACAGCCAUCUACUGUGCUGCUGAACGAUAUGGUCUAGAUGAGCUGAAGCGGCUCUCUCUUCGAAAGCAGGGUCUCCAGACAGCUAUCCAAUGCAGCACAAUCCUCUCCAGUGCACGGUAUGCAUAUGCAAACACCCCUGAUAACGACUCGAAGCUUAGAGCCCAUUAUCUUGCCCUGAUAAUCCGCUCGAGGUCUACCUUCAAGCGUAGUGGUACCAUGCAACUGGAGAUGGAAGAGGGAGGGAAGCUGUUCUUCGACCUCUUCGUUGCCAUGUGUAACCAUAUGGAUGACCUCUCCAGUGCCUCAAAGUCACCUUUCUCUCGUUAG
Microsporum canis CBS 113480 is the source of this 825-nucleotide messenger RNA. RefSeq lists its product as hypothetical. The record is from RefSeq and is a predicted model, not a curated record. The transcript is spliced from 4 exons. Lineage: Eukaryota; Fungi; Ascomycota; Eurotiomycetes; Onygenales; Arthrodermataceae. The coding region runs from base 1 to 825 and encodes 274 amino acids. Gene Ontology annotation, molecular function: protein binding.